CACUGUUUUCAUUCAAUAUGGCAGCUAUGGGUUGACAAUGAAAAAUGACAGAAAGUGUUUUAAAAAUUAAAAAAGAAAUGAAGAAUUAAAAGUGAUUUUUUAAAUAAGUUUUCAUGAAUUCGUAAAAUAGUGAAACUAUUUACACAAUGCCGGUCGAUAUUAAUCGAUUAACAGAGGGAUGGCUGGAACUUGAAAGUGAUCCAGGACUUUUUACUCUUCUCUUGGAGGAUUUUGGCGUGAAGGGAGUUCAAGUGGAAGAAAUUUACGAUCUUCAAAAAUCAUUAGAAGGUCCUGUUUAUGGUUUUAUUUUUCUUUUUCGAUGGAUUGAAGAGCGUCGAUCACGUCGAAAAAUUGUCGAACAAGAUGAAAGUUUUGUUAAAGAUGAGGAUAUUGUUAAUAAUAUUUUUUUUGCACAACAGGUAGUUCCAAAUAGUUGUGCAACACAUGCUCUAUUAUCGGUAUUAUUAAAUUGUCCGAGUAUUCAUUUGGGUACGACAUUGUCACGAUUGAAAAUGCACACAUCAGGUAUGUGUCCCGAGAAUAAGGGCUGGGCAAUUGGAAAUACACCAGAAUUGGCAUGUGCACAUAAUUCACACGCAAUGCCACAAGCUAAACGACGUCAAGAUAAAAAUACAGGUGUAUCGACUGGUCGAUUUACCGGUGAAGCUUUUCAUUUUGUCAGUUAUGUGCCGAUAAAUGGAAGAUUAUUUGAAUUAGAUGGUUUAAAGCCAUAUCCAAUGGAUCAUGGUCCAUGGAAGGAAGAUGAAGAAUGGACGGAACAAUUUCGACGUGUAAUAACCGAUAGAUUGGGAAUGGCAACUGGUGAACAAUUACAAGAUAUAAGAUUUAAUUUAAUGGCAGUUGUUCCCGAUCGUAGACUUGCAAUUUCACAUAAAUUAACAAUGCUCAAAACAAAUAGGCAAAUUGUACUUGAGGCAUUGCAACAACUUGUGAAAUUAAGUCAUCCAGGCAGUGAGAAAGCAUCAUUGGAAAAAACGGAAAAAAAUCAUGAGAAAAAAGUGAAAUUUGAAGGGGAAAUUGUUAUUACUAAAAGUGAAAUUGAUAACAAUUCUAUUCCAACUAUUAGUGUUGAGCAUUGUAACAAUUUUGGAACUGAUAACGAGGAGACGACAAUUGUUACUACUACGAAAACUGAAUCUGGAGGUAUGGAGAAAGUAGUGAUGUGUGCUUUAGAUUAUGCUACCCCUCUUCAAAUUCAAACAUCUCCUGCUCACAGUUCCUCGAGUACAGAUACAUCUUCUGAAAUUGGAUCAGCUUUUAAUUCUCCUACUCAAGCUUGGGGCUGGAACUCCGGGCAAAGCAGUCCAACUUCAACGAAAGAUUUUAAGAAAUUCGUCGUGAUUCGUGUCGCUGGCGAUGAAAAAAAUGAAGCUGGUUUAAGUCGUUCAUUAGGUAAUAUAAACAUAAAUGGAAAAAGAUUAGUCUCAGACAGUGGACAUUUACACAAGAAAGUGUGUUUAUCAGGAGAAGUAAGAAUACCUCAUGCUAGGGUGAAAACUAGUAAUGGGGACACUGUUGUCGAGGAAAAGAAAGUGGAAAAAAUUGACCCCAAACUGUGCUCGAAAUAUCCAGAACUUUUCGAGCCACAUACAUUUGCGCCAAAAGAUCUUCUCGCACUGCUUAAGAAUCUUGAACAUGAAAUUUCCAUUUGCGAAACUAGUUUACGUGAUGAAAACGAUAAACGCAAUAAAUACAAAAUUGACGACUGCAGGAGGACUCAUAAUUAUGAUGAAUUCAUUUGUACAUUUCUUUCGAUGUUAGCUCAACAGGGAAAACUUGCCGAGCUUGUACAACAGCAUCUCACUUUGAAAAAACACACAUCUGUAUCGGUCAAUCGAGUUCAUAGAUCUUCGAAAAAAACCGAAACUCGACCAAAUUCAUCGCGAAGACGUCGUGGCAGAACUAAAUGCAAGAAACGAAAAUAAGUGAUUGAUUUUUGGAUUUGGAUGAAUAUUACAAGAGGACAUUGUGAGAAAAGACUUUUUUAUUUAAUUUUUUACUUCUUUUUUUCAAGUGAAAACAAAAGCAUUACGUGGAUCGUAUUUGCUUAAAUUGAACCCAGUGAUCACACUGUUUUAUUUGCGGAAAUCUUAUUUAUUUAAGAUUAAAAUUUUUCUAUUCUCAUUUACAUUAUUAAAUAGAUUUUACGAAGUGACGUAAAAUUUUUAUCCGGUAAAUAUUUUUUUUUCUACUUGAUACCAGUUUGACAAUUAGAUAUUAGUUAGAAAUUUUCUAUUAAUCGACAAAUAAACUUUAUAAUUUAAGUUUUUCUUCUAAUUUAAGUCAUUCAUCAAUUUUCCAAGUGUUUCAAUUAGAUACUAAAUUAUAUUUCCAGUUAUAAAAUAUCAGAGUAUUAAAGAAAAUAAUAAUAAUUGUAA
Molecule: messenger RNA, 2399 nt
Organism: Leptopilina boulardi
Lineage: Eukaryota; Metazoa; Arthropoda; Insecta; Hymenoptera; Figitidae
Gene: calypso
Product: ubiquitin carboxyl-terminal hydrolase calypso
Exons: 8
Coding region: 147-1946 (599 amino acids)
Biological process (GO): ubiquitin-dependent protein catabolic process; protein deubiquitination
Cellular component (GO): cytoplasm
Molecular function (GO): cysteine-type deubiquitinase activity
Source: RefSeq, a predicted model, not a curated record